CUGGCCAGUCGUGUUGCUGACAUAAUUCAAUGAGGAAAACAGGCUCAAAACUCCUCAAAUUAAUGGAAAGCAGUUUUCUAUGCUGCAUCAGAAAGAGACAGGUUACCGAUAUAGUGUUUAGAAGUAAAAAAGUGACAACCUGUUGCCAUGUCUCAACUCUAAGAGAGAGCUAGGUCGGAAGUUUGUCUACGUUUUCUUCCUUCGCUUGCUUCAAAGACAAGAUGAAUGUCUUUAAGUGAAAAUGGUUCUGAGUGGCCAUCAGAAGCCUCCUAAACUGGAGCGCCUGGAGUCAGUCAUGAGCCAGUUCUCUGGCAGCCUGGACCAAGAUGAACUACAUGACGACCCAGAAGAACUUGACAUGAGCUGUCAUACUGACCUCUGUGGCAGUAAACCCCUGGAAACAAGGACGACCUCCUUUCAGGCAAUAUACAACUUUCUUCCAUUUAAAUCGAUGGAUGGUGUUAUAUUUCUUGAAGAUGUGCCAAUCGUGGUGCAGGUGACAGAAGUGGAAAGAUUCACAUCCAAAAGGGUGCUGAAUCCCAACCUGUACACCAUAGAGUUGAGCCACGGAGACUUCAAAUGGAAAAUCAAGCGGCGUUUCAAGCACUUUCAGGGGCUUCAUCAGGACCUGCUCAGAUUCAAGGCACUCUUAAAUAUUCCCCUGCCAAGUCGAAUGCACUCUGUAAAAAGGAGGUCAUUCAAGGGCCGCAAAAGAUUUCACGGAGAACACAUACCUAUGUUACCACGGAGACCUGAUGCCCUAGUCAAGGAGGAACAGCUGAUGAACAGAAAUAUGCAACUUGAAGACUAUCUGAGGAAUGUAUUAAAAAGGCCUUUGUACAGGACACAUCCUUCAACGCUUGAGUUCCUGGAAGUGAGUCAGAUCUCAUUUAUCCAGGACCUGGGACCAAAGGGAAUUGAAGGUCUAAUCCUAAAGAAAUCAGGAGGAAACACAUUCCCUGUGUGUUACUGGUGUGGAUCCAACAGCGUCUGUUACCGUUGGUCCAGAAGAUGGCUGGUGGUAAAAGACUCCUUUGUUCUCUACAUGAGGCCGAAGGAUGGCCAAGUAGGUACAGUGAUGCUGUAUGAUAAGGGAUUUCACAUCAAAAUAGGGACCAGAGAGACCGGAGUCAGACACGGAGUGACUGUUGAGAAUUUAUGCAGGGCACUUACUAUUAAGUGCUCCACACAUAGACAGGCUCGUUGGUGGGGUCACUCCAUAGAUGAGUUUGCUCAAAUGUUCGGGCAAGACUAUCUGAGAGAGAACCGCCAUGGGUCAUUCACACCUGUGAGAGAAAACACUACAUCAAAAUGGUUUGUCAACGCAGCUGGAUACUUUGAUGCUAUAGCAGAUGCCCUGGAAGGUGCAAAGGAAGAAAUCUUCAUCACAGCCUGGUGGUUGAGUCCAGAAAUCUUCCUCAAGCGACCGGUGGUGGAUGGGAACAUGUGGAGAUUGGAUCAUGUCCUCAAGCGCAAAGCACAACAAGGAGUGAAGAUUUUUGUCCUGCUUUACAAAGAAGUGGAGGUAGUGAUGGGUCUGAAUAGUGAAUACACGAAGAAGACCCUUAUUGGGCUCCAUUCAAACAUCAAGGUCAUCCGACACCCCGAUCACAUGCCGUCCACAGCACUGCUCUGGGCUCACCAUGAGAAGUCAGUGGUGAUUGACCAGUCGCUGGCUUUCCUGGGAGGCAUUGACCUGGCCUACGGAAGAUGGGACGACUCUCAACACAGGCUGACUGAUGUGGGAAGUGUCAGAAGAAGCCCACAGCCCAGUCCCGCUCUUUCUCCCAGUUUUACUCAUCAGUCAGUGGCCACAGUGGAGGAGGAUGAGGAGAUGAAGUUUAGAGCGGUGGGUGAAGGGGGAAAAGUAGGAGAUUUAGGCUCGGUGGGGAAUCCACAGGAGAGCAGUGGGAGCUUCACCCUUCACAUGAUGGAGGAACCGGGAGAGACCAACAUGAGCCUCACCCUGUCCACAGAAAGACGAAAAAAACCCACAGAGGAGAAGAGUCGCAACAGUCCUGAUGGAUCUGAGUACAAAUAUUACAGUAGCAGGAAUAGUCUUAAUUCCAGGACACAACUGGCUCGGGAAUGUUACACCAAGAGUUUGUCCCUCAAUUCAAGUGACUCAUAUUAUCCUGGGCUGCAUCACUCUCUCCCUCUGCCUUACGAGACCAGUUCCCUCAGAAGUUACGUAGGCAGUGCUGAACUCUAUGGAGAAACGCGUUUCUGGCAUGGCAAAGAUUAUUGCAACUUUAUUCUUAAAGACUGGGUCAAACUCAACAAACCUUUUGACGAUUUCAUUGAUAGGUAUAAGACACCGCGGAUGCCCUGGCAUGACGUCGGGGUGGCGGUUCAUGGGAAAGCUGCGAGAGAUAUCGCAAGACAUUUUAUCCAAAGGUGGAAUUUUGCAAAGUUGGUGAAGAAGCGGUCGGGGGCGAUGUGCUACCCCUACCUCGUGCCCAAGUCUCUCUCCGCGCCCAUGGUGCCAGCCGAAUAUUACGGCAGAUCCACCCGAGGUAACGUUCAGAUUUUGAGGUCUGUGUGCCAGUGGUCUACGGGCUCAAAGGUCCACGAGGAGUCGAUUCAUUUAGCUUAUAUAUCGGCCAUCCAGAACAGCAAACAUUUCAUCUACAUAGAGAAUCAGUUCUUCAUCAGCUGUUCUGACAAAACCAUCCACAACAGCAUUGGAGAUGCGAUCACAGAAAGAAUCCUGCGAGCGUAUAGGGAAAAGAAGACGUUUCGAGUUUAUGUGGUGAUGCCUCUGUUGCCAGGCUUUGAAGGUGACAUCUCAUCAGGGGAGGGCCAAGCCAUCAAAGCAAUCAUGUACUUUAAUUACAGGACAAUGUGUCGAGGGGAGCACUCGAUUGUUGAGAGGCUCAAAUGUGUGAUGGCAGAUUGCUGGAUCAAGUACAUCUCAUUCUGCGGCCUGCGCACUCAUGCUGACCUGGAUGGGCGUCUGGUCACUGAACUAAUUUACGUUCACAGCAAGCUCAUGAUCGUGGACGACUGCACUGUCAUUAUUGGCUCGGCAAACAUCAAUGACAGGAGCAUGCUGGGAAAGAGAGACAGUGAAAUGGCUGUGAUUGUUGAAGACACAGAUUUCCAGCCCUCUGUAAUGGAUGGAGAGGAUUAUCAAGCUGGCAGGUUUGCUCUGUCUCUGCGAAAAGAAAGCUUCAGGCUUGUUCUUGGCUUGCUGGGAGACAACAGCAUAGACAUCAGUGAUCCCAUCAGUGACAGAUUCUACAAGGAAAUCUGGAUGGUGACCGCUGCCAAGAACGCUUGUGUGUAUGACAAGGUCUUUAGAUGUUUGCCCACUGAUGCAGUUUUGAAUUAUAAGGUUCUGAGGGACUACAUGUCCCAGCCCUGCAUGGCUACUGAGGAUCCUGCCCAGGCCUUCGUGGAACUCAAGAAGAUACGUGGCUAUCUGGUCCAGUUCCCUUUAUACUUCCUCUUUGAAGAGAAUCUCUUCCCUUCUUUCAACUCUAAAGAAGGAAUCAUGCCUAUUGAGCUGUGGACAUAGGACACUUU
Molecule: messenger RNA, 3528 nt
Organism: Triplophysa dalaica
Lineage: Eukaryota; Metazoa; Chordata; Actinopteri; Cypriniformes; Nemacheilidae
Product: phospholipase D1
Exons: 27
Coding region: 242-3520 (1092 amino acids)
Biological process (GO): regulation of microvillus assembly; phosphatidic acid biosynthetic process; intracellular signal transduction
Molecular function (GO): D-type glycerophospholipase activity; phosphatidylinositol binding
Source: RefSeq, a predicted model, not a curated record